GCCGUCCUCGUCGUGGUGAGGCGCGGAGGCCGGCGUUGGGCCGGAGUGCUGUAAGGCAAGCGCCGGCGAUGGCGGGAGGCGCCCGGCGGAGCGUGGUCGGGGGCAGGCGGGCGAGGGAGGCGGCGACGGGGCCGAGAGGGCGCUAGAGUGCCCUCGCCCCGUCUCCCGGCCCGGCAUGGCCGGCCUCAUCAAGAAGCAGAUCCUGAAGCACCUGUCCAGGUUUACAAAAAAUCUCUCCCCGGAUAAAAUCAAUUUAAGUACACUCAAAGGGCAGGGGCAACUGACUAACCUUGAACUGGAUGAAGAAGUUCUGCAGAAUGUCUUGGAUCUGCCCACCUGGUUAGCCAUUACUCGGGUAUUUUGUAACAAGGCUUCCAUCAGGAUCCAGUGGACAAAGUUGAAGACUCACCCAAUCUGUCUGUAUUUGGAUAAAGUCGAAGUGGAGAUGCGAACAUGUGAGGAACCCCGGUCACCAAAUGGACAGUCACCCAUUGCACUUGCUUCAGGCCAAAGUGAAUAUGGCUUUGCUGAAAAGGUAGUGGAAGGCAUGUUUAUUGUUGUCAAUUCCAUCACCAUCAAGAUCCACUCCAAGGCUUUCCAUGCUUCUUUUGAAUUGUGGCAGCUUCAAGGAUACAGUGUCAACCCCAAUUGGCAGCAGAGUGAUCUGCGCUUUACCCGUAUCACUGAUUCACACAGAGGAGAGGUUCUAACAUUUAAAGAACUCACUUGGCAGACUCUCCGAAUAGAGGCUGAUGCUACAGAAAAUGGAGAUCAAGAUCCCAUCACUACUCCCCUGAGACUUAUUACAAAUCAAGGCAGAAUCCAGAUAUCUCUUAAGAGAAAGACAAAGGAUUGCAAUGUGGUGGCCUCUAAGCUCAUGUUCCUCCUUGAUGACUUAUUGUGGGUGCUGACUGACUCUCAGUUGAAGGCAAUGAUGAAGUAUGCUGAGUCCUUGAGUGAAGCCAUGAAGAAAUCAGCCCAGCAGAGGAAAAGCAUGGCUCCUGAACCUGUCCAAAUUACACCUCCUGCUCCCAGUGCUCAACAAUCCUGGCCUCAGUCAUUUGGGAGUAGCCAUAAAGCAAUCAGCCAGUAUUUUGAAAAACAUGAUAUGAAAGAGUCUUCCUAUCACCUUCUCAUCUCCCGUCUGGAUCUUCACAUCUGUGACGAUAGUCACACUCGAGAAACAGGUGCUUCUAAACAUGGAAUAACAGGAGGUGCAAUGCAAUUAACUUUUAAGAGAAUGGCAUUUGACUAUUAUCCGUUCCAUUGGGCAGGAGACAGCUGCAAACACUGGGUACGCUAUUGUAAUGCCAUGGAAUCCCGGGAGAAGUGGGCAAAAAAGCUGGUGGAGGAAUUCCAGAACAAGAUGGAGAAAUAUGGUGAAGAAAUAAGCUUUUCCUCAUCGAAAACUUCCUCAAGGGAAUCUCCUUUCAAAAUGAAAACAGAUACUCCAUCUAGUUCUCAAAAAAGUUCUCCAGAGAAAGGGAUUCCCAUGGCCAAUAAACCACCUCCUUUCCUGUUUGGACUCCAACGCCCUGCAUGGAAAAGACUUCGAUCCAGCUGUCUAGUUCUACGAGUAGAUGAUCUGGAUAUUCAUCAGGUCUCCACUGCUGGACAGCAUAGUAAGAAGCCUUCAACACUGCUUUCAUGUAGGAGGAAAUCCCUGAAUCUUCCUGAUGAAACCUCAGCCAUUCAUAUAGAGUUUACCGAGUAUUACCUCCCAGACAAUCCAGAUUUUCCAGUCCCGUGCCCAAACCUAUACUUGCAGCUGCAUGGCUUGAUUUUCACCCUGGACACAGGGAGCAUGCUUUGGGUGAACUUGUUCUGCCUUGAUCUCUAUCGCAGCCUACAGCAUUUUAAAGCUAUAUACAAUCUGGAGAACUCUGGCAAGCAGGACGAACAUAUUGAUGUCAGAAUGGAUGGCUUCAUGCUAAAGCUAAACAUCCCUGUAGAGAAGAAAGUAAUGGACCAUCAAGACCGCCCCCAUUGUCUGUCUAUUCGCACAUCAGAAAUGACAGCUACCAACACUAGGCAUGCCCCUCACUGCAGCUGUUUGGCCCUCCAGAAUCUGUUCCGUAGAUUUGCUGCUUCAGAAUUCUUCCACUCGAGCUAUACCCAGUUUCCUAAAUUUCAGGAUAAUUUCAGCCUUCUUCACACCCUCUUCUUACGUCAUGCGUACCAAGUGGACUCCAAAGCCCAGAAACACACAGACUUUGGCCAUUCCUCUGUCAGGUCCUCAGCUUCUGAAGACCUUUGGUCUGUUAAUUUCACUGAGAUCUCCUUGGACUUUGAGGGGGCCAAAAGCUCAAAAGGCAAAGUCCUUCACUUUAUCUACCCAUUCCCCCUCUGUGUGUGGGCCUGCCUCCCAAAGAGAUGGGAGGAAGUCCAGUCAUCUAUGCUGCAGUUCUCUUCUGCCUCACAAGUCAAAGUAAAGACUUCUGCUAGCUUUAGUAACCAUGGCAAACAUCAAGUCAUUUCCAGAGAGGAGCAGUUCUGCCAAAGAUCAAAGACUGAGCAGGAUCUGAAAAGCAUCUACCUCACCCUAGAGGCAAAGGAUGUCUUAGACAAAAGCAGUUGUAAUGUGAAUGGCAAAGGAAAUGAUGAAGAUGUGGAAGUAUCUGCUGAUGUCCAUGUCCUUCUGUACUCAAGUGCACAUGUGAAGGUGAGACUCAAUCAUUACCAAUAUUUGAUGCUACUUAGGAUGAAGGAAGUCCUGCAGACGUUUCAAGAACAAUUGACCCAAGACACUCAGGAAAUAAUUGGGUCCACUCUAGAUUCUAUGACCACUUGCAUGGGCUUCCUGUUCAACAGCACUGAGGUGGCCUUGCUAAUGCAUCCUACUCCAGUCUCUACAUUGGAACCUAGAUCUAUGGACUCAGACACCACAAGUCUAAUAGAAUCAGAACUCUCCCCUUCAGACAGCAGGGAGGGGCUGGCUACUGAAGUCAGAGAGAUGAAAUCAGAUGCUUCCUCAGAUAAAGAAGACGGCAGCCCCAUAAAACUACUAGACGACAGUGGAAUUGGGCACACAGAUACCAGUAUAAACACUUUGCAGGAUGGCAUACUAAAAUUGCAGAGUGAUGGGUCCCUGGUGGGAGAAGAGUUUCACAGACAAAGAACUGGAGAAAGAAGUUCUAUAGAAGAAGCACAUGAAGCAGAAGAAAUUCUUGAUACUGAAAGACAAAGUGAAACUACAGGCCUUUCUCAAAAUCCUCAAAUUCUUCCUUCCAGCCCAACUUCCAUUGUAGAUCCCCUUGGUGGCAUUCAGGUAUCUCCCAAUGGUCAAGAAGAGGCGAUCCCUUUGAAAAAUAUGGAAAUGGAGUUAUCUAGUGCAUUGCAUAUAACAAAGGAUGCAACCAAGGAGGCUUUGCAUGUGACCAUGGACCUCACCAAAGAAGCUAUGUCUAUAACAAAAGAUGCUUUCAGCUUGAGUAAGGAAAAGAUGGCUUCCACUGUACAGAAAAUGCUGUUCCAUCCCCAAACCAAGGAGCCUGCAUUAAAAGGUGAAGAAGGUGCAUCGACUCCAAUUGGAGGGAGUAGUGGACGAAUGCGCAUAUUCCCUAUGAAGAGGACUGUCUCCCAGCAUUCCUUUGAUACCAGUUCACUAGAUGGCAGUGGUCCUGAAGACAGGCUAUCAGUAGACAGUGAUGGCAGUGAUGGGUUUGUGAUGCUUGCAGAGUCUGAGCCUAGCCUGGAACCUUUUACAACAGGACAUCUUCCACAUGCUCUUGGCAACACAGAUAUCCAGAGAAGAUCAAUACCAAAUGAGGAAGGAGAAUCCACCUAUAUCAACAGCUCAGCUUCUCAGAGUGGGCAAGACUCCAGCCCCCAGCUGGUAUCAAUUUUGUUAUUGAAGAUGAAUGAAGUAAACGGUGUGAUCGAAAUAAAAGGAGAGGAUAUGGCACUUGCCCUUCAGGUUAUGCAACUAAACCCUGAACACUUAGGAAAUCUAAAUAUGUGGCACUUUCUGCAAGAUGAUUCAACAGGAGACCCGAAUUCAGAGAGCCCUGCAAACACUGAAACAAGCAAGUCCCAGCCUGAUGUAUGUUUAAGAUUUGAAAUAGGACCAAGUGCUGCAGUGCACUCACCUCUGUCUGUCCAAAAUGGAUUUUUACACAUGUUGGUCCACAGUUAUCAUACAGAGCUGCUGACUUCCUCUCUGUCUAGCCUUGGACCCUUUCUUGAGGAUGAAAUUAUCCCUGAGGUUAUCCCUAUGAAAAUUGAACUUGUGGAUACCAAGAUUAUCCUGAAGGAUGACAGUCCUCGUGUGUAUCCUACUUCUCCUGGUCCUAUCCCUAUAAUUGUGGCAAUGGAUCACAUUGUUGUCUGUUGUAAUGAAGAUGGAGUGUUCAGUAUAACAGCUGCACAGGGAGAGACAGGUUCUGGGCAAAAAAGGCUUCAGGAAGACCUUAAGAAACAGAAGAUCCCAGUAGAAAGAACCUCAGCAGAAGCAAGUGAUCAGCUACAGCUGAAGGAAGUGCCAACAUUGGAAAAAGAACUCCAGCUCACUCAAAAAGCCCUUGAGGAAGCCAAUCUGGACAAAAUACGGCUACUACAGGAAGUUAGGAAAUAUGAUCCUCUCUUCCAACUUUGACAACAGAGGCCUGGGCUUCAAUUGCUCAGGGCAAACCGAGAUCACUACCAACAUCAAAAUGUCUGCAAAGCCAUUCACUAGGUCAUCUUCAGUCCAGAGCUAUUGCCUCGAGGAGCAGAAAUGGGGUGCCAUUAGAGAAGAUGGAAAGGGUCAGCAGGUGAACAUGUGGGAAAACAAUUAUCAGCCAUGUUGGGGUUUCAAAACUGUACUCCAUCCAGAGCAUAGUAAAACUGAAUCUAAAAGCUACUGAGCCAAACAGAAAGAUGUUUUAUCCCACCUAAGUUCUUUGUAAGUGGUGCUGACAAGCUGCUUAAUGUUCCCUCUGUAACCUGUCAUUCCUAGUACAGGUGGCAGAUAGCACUGGAGUCAUAUUUUCCAUAUAUCAAUGUAGUAUGGUCAGUCUAUCAAGCCUAGGACUUUGUUAGGCAUUGAAAAUAAAUGUCUUGGAAUUUCAGUGCAAUAGCAUAAGUCUAAGACAUAUAAUAAUGGGGAUGAGAAGCAGUCCUGGAAAAGAAAAAAAUUCCUAGGAAUAGAAAACAUGAAAUCUUUCAUCAGUCUCUGGGUCAGGUGGCCACCAUUACUCAUUAAACUGCUUUUUCUACUUCCUUUUCCAAUAAAUCUUUGCUUAAUGGAGUGUUGGGAGCCACCAGAAAAUCAAAUUCUUCGUCUUUUCACAGCACUGCCCCCCUUAUCCGCCAUUGCCUGGUUGUAUUACCACAACUCGUUCUGAGUAAUUUCGUGAGCAACUGCCUGUUUGACAAAUGUCCUAUUCUUGUCAGUUAAAAUCUGUUGAAACCCAUUUUUCUCCUUUGUGUUAUACUACCCUUGAAACCUUGGACAGCACAGAGGAAAUGAGCUCAGCCAGUUCCCUCUAGGUCAUGAACAAUACAUCAAAGUCAAUUUGGUAAACAGUGAACUGGAAAUUGUAUCGUGCAACAUUUUAUAGCCAGAUUAAUGCUGAUAUUGGUUGUCAUAGUGUGUGGUUGUAAAGCUGAUGAAUAUUCAGCCUUUUUUCUUGUAUUUCACUUGUGUAUUCUAUGUGGGUAUUUGCGGGGAAAUGAAAGUGGUUCUACACUUGAGUACACAGAGCCAAAAUUAGAUUUUCUUGGGUGUAAAGAGAAUUAUGUGUCCAAAAUAAUUUAGAGAAAGUUUCAUUCACAUUAUCAGGUGCAGCAAAAGUGAGGUGUGAUUUAAAAAAUCUACCUGAAAGGAAGUUUGAAAAGCAAAACCAAAAGAAACCCCAUUUAAACUAUCCAGGAAAUCUUUAAAUAUAGCCCUUAAAUUAAUGGAAAAUUUGCACCUCUCCAGUUAAUAAAUGCUAUUUCGGGAAUAUGAAUAUAAAGAGACCCCCAAUCCACUUGUGACCAAUAGACCUUUCUAAUCAUAUGUGAAUUAGCUUGUUAUAAAUUAUAGAAAUUAGAUCAAUUAUCAAGCUACAUGGCAACAACUAUAUAUUGAAUUCUGUCUGUUGCAGAAUGUAAAGGCAUUUUGAUAAUAUCAGCUCCAAACUGAAAACUCAGGGAAUUAACAAAUCAUUGAAUUUGUUAACUCACAUCCCUCCUUUUCCUCUGCCAGCCUUUUUAUUCCACUUUUGUUUUUGUUCAUAUAGUUGGUAUUUUAUUAAUACUAGUUUAAUUUUAAAAAAAACGAGUUGCGGGUACUGGAUUAAAAAAUGAAUUGGAAUCCGUAAUUGGAAUCAACUAGGGCCCCCUUCUCCAUUCCUGGUGUUACUAGAAAUCCCACUGGCAUGAGGCAUGAUCAAUAGUGGUCAGGAGUUGUGAGAUAUGAAAUAACAUAGAGAACAUAUUUUGAAGUAAAGUUAUAUUACAUAAAUAAACAUAGAUUUCUUUUACAUGGAUCAAAUUCGUAUUGUACUCAUGUAGCAAUGAGAAGACCAUAGCAAUUUUUUCCAAACCAAAUACCCCCAAAGUGCAAAUUCAAACAGUUGUUUUGUCUUUGUGAAAUCAUUUAGGGGUGAUAUAUAGCUGUCUGUGAUGAAUUUCAGAUACCCUUUUGUUUUUCUUUCAUCACGUUUAUAAUUUUUAAGCCAUAAUUAUGGAGCUGCUUUUGUUUUUACCAAAUUCUUAAAAGAAAAAUGAAUUUUAAAAUUGGAGUGCUCAUUAUCAUUCUCAGUUAAAGUACACAUAUUUAGGACUAUUAAGUUGCAGUGGAUCUGGUCUGGAAGAUAAAGGGAACUAAAGGCCAGUAAUAAAUGCAGAAACUAUUUCUACCAGCGGAAGUUGAAGAGGAUUGAAUCAUCCCCAUGCACCCGAAAACUUGUUUUGAAGGCCCUCUCAAAUAUUUUUUGAUGUGUUGGGGAGCUGCAGGACAGUGGAAUUGGAAACGGAUGGCUCUAUGAGCAUUGCAUUUGAUUUCUGCCAUUGUCUGUGGGGGGUGGGGGUAGUCAACAUUUUUACAUAUUGUUAUAAGCAUAGCACAUUCAAAGCAACAGUAGCUGUACUGCUCCUAAGAAUAAUGCCAAAAAAUGUUAGCAAUACCUACAGAAGAUCACAAAAUUGUGUGCAAGCUUUUGAGUUUAACAGAACACUUCCUCUAAGCAAGAAAGGGAAAGAAAGGCAAGCAAAAUGCGGAAAGUAAAAUGCUAUUUAGUUUUGAAAUCAUGUAUUUGAUAUUAAUUCAGUGUCAAGAUGCAAUAUGAAAGAGAUGCCAGACCUUCAUGACUUUUUAAAACAAUAUAACAAAUUUCUCUUUCGAAUAGAGUAUCAAGUUGUUGUGAAAUAUUUCAGAAUUAGAGAGGAAAUCAGUAUGUUGUUCAUAACAAAAUGGAAUAGGCUUUAACCGAAUAAGCAUGUAUUUUUGCUUUAAAUUACUCAAGUUCUUUCAUUAUUAGUAAAAUGCCAGUCUGUUAUUUAAUCUUUUACUAGUACUUGUUAAAACUAUUUGUAGCUGAAAGCAGUUAAAACUGCAGAAUGCCUUUGGGGUAGAAACAGUCUCUUGACAUCUGCUUAUCUGCCUUGAUCUGACUUCUUUGGAGCAGACACUCUGUGACCUUCACUAUGUGAAUCAGAGAUAGCAGUGUAAAAACUUUUUUUUUUAUUCUUAAAGGGGGAAGGAUCUGUCUUUAGAUGCCUCACAUAACUUGCUGGCCCUUGAGGCAACUAUAGGGCUGUUGUACUCCAGGAAGCUUUGCAGCUGUGUGGUGCUACUGUCACUUUCAUUAAUUCAGCUGUGGUGAUUCCUGCAUAUCAGACUGCAUGUGCUGUAGCUUCUGGUGUUCCUUUUCUGUGCAGUGAACUGUUCUUGCUUUUGCCUUUUCCCUAAGGCAUCUGUUUUGCAGCAUCCCACUCAAACCUAGGCCAUGCACUGGAACAAAUAAGAUGCCCUUUCUUCAUAUUUGAAAAUGCCCCAAUGGGGUAAUCCUCCUUUAAUGCAACAGAAAAAAACUUUAUCAAAAGAGUAGCGUGAUUUACAGAUAGCUCUUAUGUGUGUGUGUGUGUGUGUGUGUGUGUGUGUGUGUGUGUAUGUGUAUAUAUAUAUAUGUGUGUGUGUGUGUGUGUAUAUAUAUACACACACACACACACACAGCCUUACCUACUCAAGAGAACUGGUGGCUUGGAAGUUUAGAAGCUUUCAUAUAUGGGACAGAUAGUGCUGUUACUGUAUUGACAUGGUACUAAUUGAGUUAAUACAUCUUAAAUGAAUGUCUAUGGACAAUGAGUAAGAUAACAAUAGUUAAAUAUGCUGUGCAAAGGAAGAGCUGUUUCAUAUAGUCCAUUGGUUUUACUGAUGGAGAGUUUUAUUAAGAACAGGAGCAAGAUACUUGCUCUGAUGUUAAAUGGGCUUCCUGUAUUUUCAGAUGAUGCAGAAGGUAAGGAAAAUUCUGUUGUGCUAGCAAAAGCAUGUUACUGCAUUGUUGUAUCCUGCACUUUCAGCCCUUGAUCAAACUGUUCAAAUGAGUGUCUGUCUGAAGAAGUCUGUUACAUGCCUAUUUCUCUUUAAUGCAUAAGAGUGAGGCAAGAUGGUUUUGGUCAAUUACAUGAUUAGACCUGAUACGGGCUGUCAUUGCUCUCUAUUCACUUGAAUGCUAAGAAUAUGAUUUCUCUACUUUUAACUCAAAUUGGAGCAUGUUGCAGAUAUGGAAAUACAUGUGCAAGAAGAAUACCCAGAGUGAGUAGUUAAGUGCACAUGAUGCAAGGUUUGCACUUUUGUUCUGCUGAACAUUUCUAGCAACUUCCAAUGCUAUGAAUCUUGGCUUAAAGCAGAAUGUAGUGAAGAGAAACUGGUAAGCAAAGGGUAUUGCAUAGCUUGGUUGGAUGUAAUUGCAGAUAGGAUAACAAGACCCUGCUUAUCAGGCUGUAGUGGUGUGAAUAACCCAGAUGUUUCCCCUCUGCUGAUAGCUAUGAUUCCUUCAAGUGUACAAAUGGAGUAAGGAGGAAAUCCACUGGAGCCGAUAUGGAUAUGUUUGGCUACAAAACUAUAUUAGUGCGGUUUAGUUCCUAAAGGCACCCUCAUUUCUGUACUAUAUUUACAUGUGAAAAGAAAUCAACAGGAAAACUACUUGUAAAACACAUAACUGACGAGGCAUUCUUAUUUAUUAUUAUGCUUUCCUAAUUUCAUUGGUAGCUUUGGUCAAGAAUGCUAUGAGCACAGGCAGAGUACUGGGUAAAAGACAUGACUUGAAUCUAAGCCUUCAACAGUAUUAGGUUUUAUUUACCAUAGUGUAUCUUUUCCUGCUGAUUUUAUUGGUUCUGUGAACCACUUUUAAAGGUUGUAAAUUAAACUGAUUGACCUCUG
Molecule: messenger RNA, 9349 nt
Organism: Anolis carolinensis (green anole)
Lineage: Eukaryota; Metazoa; Chordata; Lepidosauria; Squamata; Anolidae
Gene: bltp3a
Product: bridge-like lipid transfer protein family member 3A
Exons: 21
Coding region: 176-4594 (1472 amino acids)
Molecular function (GO): histone deacetylase binding
Source: RefSeq, a predicted model, not a curated record